Messenger RNA from Spodoptera littoralis (African cotton leafworm), 657 nucleotides. The record is from the annotation of a GenBank genome assembly. NCBI's taxonomy places the organism in Eukaryota, Metazoa, Arthropoda, Insecta, Lepidoptera, Noctuidae.
AUGCCUAUAUUGUUUAGUGUCGUUGCCCGAGGUACAGUGCUUCUAGCUAAAUAUGCGUCGUGUGCUGGAAAUUUCACAGAAGUUACGGAACAACUUCUGUCGAAGAUACCUCCACAUGAUGAUAAGUUGACAUACUCUCACGGAAAUUUUCUGUUUCAUUACAUUGCGGAAAACAAAUUGGUUUAUUUCUGCAUCACUGAUGAUAAAUUCCAACGUUCGAGAGCAUUCUUAUUCCUUAAUGAGAUCAAGAGGAGAUUUACGACCGCGUUUGGCGACACAGCCCAGACAGCCAUACCUUAUGCCAUGAAUGGUGAAUUUGCCCGAGUGCUAGCAACCGAGAUGAAACACUACAGUGAUUCUAAAGACUUAGACACCAUAUCUAGAGUCCACGGAGAGUUGGAUGAACUCAAGAACAUAAUGGUCAAAAAUAUUGAUACUAUGGCGAUGCGCGGGGAGAAAUUAGAAUUACUAGUGAAUAAGGCAGACAAUUUAGCAACUGGUUCCGUCUCCUACCGCAACACAUCGAGAACACUGCAGCGGUCCCUGUUCUGGAAGAAUGUGAAAAUGUAUGUCAUAAUGGGAGGAGUCGCAGCCCUAGCGGUUUACCUGGUCGGAGCAAUGGCUUGCGGUGGCCUCAAGUGGGGCAACUGCGUCUAA